Sclerotinia borealis F-4128 is the source of this 243-nucleotide messenger RNA. Lineage: Eukaryota; Fungi; Ascomycota; Leotiomycetes; Helotiales; Sclerotiniaceae. The record is from the annotation of a GenBank genome assembly.
AUGUCUCUUGCACGUAUGUCAAGCAGGGUACUGCGAGAUGUUUCCAUCAAAGGAGGAGGGAAAGGAUUGCGCCUGGAUCAAACCAAAUCAUGGCCUGGAAGACCUCCGAUGGUGCGAGUGUACCCGGUCAAGGAUUUUGAUUUGAAAUCUUGGACAGUGGAUCUUGCGAAUUUGGUGGUCAGUAGUGCUGAAGAUACCGUUGAAGAGAGAGAAGUAACAGUCAGUGUGGCCUUGAGUUUUUGA